This is a messenger RNA of Gavialis gangeticus (Gharial), 1212 nucleotides long. RefSeq names its product urotensin-2 receptor-like. Gene Ontology annotation, molecular function: urotensin II receptor activity. The record is from RefSeq and is a predicted model, not a curated record. The coding region runs from base 1 to 1095 and encodes 364 amino acids. Lineage: Eukaryota; Metazoa; Chordata; Crocodylia; Gavialidae. Gene Ontology annotation, biological process: regulation of blood pressure; blood vessel diameter maintenance; neuropeptide signaling pathway. The transcript is spliced from 2 exons. Gene Ontology annotation, cellular component: membrane.
AUGGAGCCCAACCUGUCCCUGGCCGCCGCCGGGCUGGGGGGGGGCAACGCGUCGGGCGGGCCGGAGGGCGGGGGCGGCCACCUGCUCCUCACGGCGGCCUUCGGCACCCUGCUGUCCUGCAUGUACGUGGCCGGGGUGGCGGGCAACGUGUACACGCUGGCGGUGAUGUGCCACUCCGCGCGCUGCGCCGCGCCCAUGUACAGCUCCAUCGUCAGCCUGGCGCUGGCCGACCUGCUCUACCUCUCCACCAUCCCCUUCGUGGUGUGCACCUACCUGGCCCAGGACUGGUACUUCGGCGACCUGGGCUGCCGCCUCCUGCUCAGCCUGGACCUGCUCACCAUGCACGCCAGCAUCUUCACCCUCACCCUCAUGUGCGCCGAGCGCUACCUGGCCGUCACGCGGCCCCUGGACACCCUCAAGCGCUCGCAGGGAUACAGGAAGGCCACGGCGGGGGCCGUGUGGUCCGUCUCGCUGCUCCUCACCCUGCCCAUGAUGCUGAUGGUCACCCUGAGCGAGGGGGGCAAGGCGGGGGGCAGGGUGAAGAGGAUGUGCGCCCCGACCUGGAGCGUGGAUGCCUACAGGACCUACCUGACCGUGCUGUUCAGCACCAGCAUCAUGGCCCCAGGGAUAAUCAUCGGCUACCUGUACACCCGCCUGGCCAGGACCUACCUGGAGUCCCAGAGGAACCCGCCCCACAAGGAGAACAAGCGUUCCCCCCGCCAGAAAGUGCUCAUCAUGAUCUUCACCAUCGUGCUGGUCUUCUGGGCUUGCUUCCUGCCCUUCUGGAUCUGGCAGCUGGUGCGGCUCUACAACAGCUCCCUGCAGCUGACUCUGCAAACCCAAAAGUGCAUUAACUACCUGGUGACCUGCCUGACUUACAGCAACAGCUGCAUCAACCCCUUCCUGUACACCCUGCUCACCAAGAACUACAGGGAAUACCUCCGCAACCGGCACCGCAACUUCUACAAGUUCACCUCGUCCUUCCGCAAGAGGGGCUCCAACCUGCAGUGCUCCUGGGGAAGGUCCAUGUCCUCCAGCAACCAGUAUGACUGUGGCUCAGAGUCUCUGGGCAUGGCCACAAUGAAGGACAAGUGAUGAGGGUGAGAAACUCCAGACACCAAAACCAGGGGAACGUCAGUCCGAGGGCUUCUGUCAUUCCAUUUGACCUCACAUCCUGUCCCAGGAAGGGUUACGUUAAGACUGGAUCCCCAA